AGUGCGCAUGCGCAGAAAUCACUGUGAUUCCAGAACUCAUGAAUUCAUCCGUGAUUUACAGCCGCAGCUCCUCUUAAAGUACGCUAGCCUGUAUUUCUGCUGCGCCAUCGAGGACCAGGACAACGAGCUGAUCACGCUGGAGAUCAUCCACCGCUACGUGGAGCUGCUGGACAAAUACUUCGGCAGCGUGUGUGAGCUGGACAUCAUCUUCAACUUCGAGAAGGCCUACUUCAUCCUGGACGAGUUCCUGCUGGGCGGAGAAGCUCAGGAGACGUCCAAGAAGAACGUGCUGAAGGCCAUCGAGCAGGCCGACCUACUGCAGGAGAGCCAGCCUGAAGACUGGGGCGGUUUGGCCAAUGACGAGAUCUUAUAAGGGCUGGAGUCCCGCCCACUUGGGAAGUGUUGCUUUUUUCCACAGGAAGCAGAAACCCCACGCAGCGUCCUGGAGGAGAUCGGACUCACAUGAAGACCUCACACACACUCGCUUGCACACACUCACUCGCACACACUCAUUUGCAGACACAGAGCUGGCCACCUGAAAAUGUAGCACGCACACACACACACACACACACACCAUGAGAGGCUGGCCACAUGAAGAUGUAGCAAAGACACACACACACACACACACACACACACACACACACGUGUGCUUGGUUUGUCCACACAUCCUACUGUACAUAUACCCCCCCCACCCCAACACACACACACACUGUGGUGUACAGUCAUUAAAGUGUAGAAGCAGAGAAAGGGACUCGUUCACAAAACCAAAGAGUGUUUACUGUGUGUGUUGUGUGUGUUUGUUUGUUUAGAGCGUUCACACACACUCAUGUGCUGCUCAUCCAGACCCCGCUGCACUUCACACCAAACACACGACACUAAACACACCUGACACUGAGCUCUGUCUGCGUGUGUGAGCAGAUACAGCUCUGAGCUGCCAUUGGCCUGUGGUGAUUCAGUGGGCGUGUCCUGUUGUUCCGCCUUCUGGAGCUCCGCAGACUGUAAGAGUGUGUGUGUGCGUGCGUGCGUGCGUGUGUGUGUGAACAUUAUCUGCUCAUCACAUGUUCAUCAAUGUUAAACCGGGCCUGAAUAUUCUGGAGUAAAGUGUGUUUCUGUCUCCACUAACCUGACCGACCUCACUGCUAGUCCACUGUGUUAACCAGCUAACUAACUAGCACUGAGCACUGUUAGCUUCACUGUAUUAGCUGCGUCUGCGGGUAAGAUUAUUCCUCACUGUCAGUAUUGGUUCUGCUGUGCCAGUAUUGGUUCCUCAGUGUUGGUUCCUCUGUGCUGUUGUUGAGUGUGUGUCGUCCUCGUGCUGGUCUCGCUCUGCUGAACACUGUGUUUGAGAACUGAAUAAAUGUGUCUACAGGUGUUUA
Danio rerio (zebrafish) is the source of this 1376-nucleotide messenger RNA. Its product is annotated as zgc:162858. Gene Ontology annotation, molecular function: clathrin-cargo adaptor activity. NCBI's taxonomy places the organism in Eukaryota, Metazoa, Chordata, Actinopteri, Cypriniformes, Danionidae. Gene Ontology annotation, cellular component: AP-1 adaptor complex; cytoplasmic vesicle membrane; clathrin-coated pit. Gene Ontology annotation, biological process: protein transport; vesicle-mediated transport; intracellular protein transport. The record is from RefSeq and is marked predicted.